AAAGGUUUACUUUCGCUUUAGCUCCGCUGUUUGCAGAGCGAGCCGAGGAGGAAGGACGUCGAUUGAGCUCUACGGGCGCUUUGAGUUGCAGUGAAUUGUUGGGAAACCAGUUCUUCCACAAAGACCAUCAUCGUCAUCUGUCAUGAUUAUCUGUGGCCUUGUCACAAAAUCUGAGGAACCUGUGCCCUUGAAGAGCAUCUGUGUGGAUGUGGUGGUCCGAGGCUUUGUGGCUGACGUGGUGUCUGAGCUUCGCUACCAGAAUGAGGAGAAGUCUCCAGUGGAGGUCGUGUUUGUCUUCCCUCUGGAUGAUGAAGCUGCCGUAUAUGCCUUUGAGGGCCUGAUUGGUGGGACACGGAUUGAGGCCCAGAUCCGAGAGAAGAAACAGGCAGAGCAGGAAUAUGAGGAUGCCCUGAGCGAAGGCCGACAGGCUUUCCUGCUUGAAAGGGAAGCAAACACCAGUGACAUUUUCACCUGCAGCCUGGGUAACCUCCCUCCCGAUGGGGAGGCCACGCUGAAGCUCUCCUAUGUCCAGGCCUUGGCUCCGGAGCCCGACGGAGCCAUCCGCUUUGUCCUGCCCGCUGUCCUCAACCCCCGCUAUGCACCUCAGGGUUCAGAAGGGGGCAAUGUCACCAAGAGCAUACCACGAGUGCCCAAAGGGAAGCUUCCGUACACCCUCAGCCUCAGUGCUACGCUGGAGUCGCCUUAUGGCAUCAACCGUGUGGAGUCCAAGUGCACCCUUGAGCCCUUGCGCUACACGGCAGAAGACCAUACAAUUGCCCAGGUCUCCUUGGCUGAAGGGCACCAAUUUGACAGAGAUGUGGAGCUGCUGAUAUAUUAUGAGGAUGUUCACAAACCCAGCGCCCUCCUAGAGGCCGGGAAGCCUGGGGCUGCCCCAGCCUCGCUGAUGGGGAACCCAGCUCUCCUGCUUACUCUGUACCCCAGCGUCCCUGCCUCAAAGCCAAGCCAGAAGGCAACUGGAGAAUUCCUCUUCCUGCUGGAUCGCUCUGGCAGCAUGGAGUGCAACACCGAGUAUAGCUCUGAUUCACCUGAUUCACCUAGGCGCAUUCAGAGCGCCAAGGAGACCCUGAUUCUCCUGCUGAAGAGUCUCCCUCUGGGAUGUUACUUCAACAUCUAUGGCUUUGGAUCCACCUACGACUCAUUCUACCCGCAGAGUGUAGAAUACACCCAGGAGACCAUGUCAAAGUCCCUCCAACGGGUGAAGGAGCUGCAAGCCGAUCUGGGGGGUACAGAGAUUCUUCAGCCACUGCAGGCCAUUUAUAACCAGCCAUGCCGAGAAGGGUAUCCUCGCCAGCUCUUUGUGUUCACGGAUGGAGAGGUGUCUAAUACAGAUGAGGUCAUUGAUGAAGUUCGACGUCACAGCAGCUCCCACAGGUGCUUCUCCUUUGGCAUUGGCGAAGGGGCCUCCACAGCCCUCAUCAAAGGCAUUGCCCGUGCGGCCGGAGGCAGUGCUGAAUUCAUCACAGGCAAGGAGCGCAUGCAGGCCAAGGCCCUGCAGUCUUUGAAAAAGGCCCUGCAGCCAGCGGUGACAGGGAUCUCUCUGAGCUGGGACUUGCCUCCUGGUCUGAAGGCUGAGCUUGUGGGGUCAGGCCCACAAGUCAUCUUCCAGGGGCAGCGCUGCCUCAUUUAUGCCCAGAUCUGUGGGCAGCAUCAGUCUUCAGGCUCCACAGAAGGGGCAGUUGUUCUUCAGUACCUGUUCCAAGACCAGACUUUCAAAGAAACGAUGAAGUUCUCACUCCACGCUCAGGAGACUGACAGGCUCCCUGUUCACCGUCUGGCGGCUCAGGCCCUCCUGCAGGAACUGGAGGGGGUCGGGGAGAAGGAAAAGGAAAAACAACGCCUGGCACUGGAGACGAGCCUGAGUUCAGGGGUAGUGUGUUCGCAGACCGCCUAUGUGGGAAUUAACACAGAGCUGGGCAUGCCACUUCAAGGGCCCCUCACCCGCCGAGACGUUCCCCAUCCAUAUCUAUUGCCCAUUUCAGCAUUUGGUGGACCUGUGAUGCAAGCAAUUGGCAUGAAUCGAAGCAGACGAGCAGCACCAGCACGUAUGGCUAUGAUGUGCAGUAUGCCAAGUCCUGUCGUGUAUGGCUCUGUAGAUUGCUUGGGUGAGCUUGAAGACUCCGCAUGUUUCGAGGAAGAGGACGUUGAGCUCACCCCCAAGAAAGAGGAAUCUCCUUUCUUGAAGCUGGUAUCUCUUCAGAAUGCUGAUGGCUCCUGGCCACUUGAUUCUGACCUGGCCAGCAUUCUAGGCCUGAGUGAGGCUGAGAUCUCAAGCAAAUCACCUGCCCAGGUGGCCCCGAACGCAUGGGCGACAGUGCUGGCCAUCCUGUGGCUCCACGUCAAUUCCCUGGAGCAGAAGGAUGAGUGGGAGUUACUGGAAGCUAAAGCUCUCAGCUGGCUCCAUGCAACCACAGGGCCUCAGCUGGUUGAGUGUGUAAAGGCUGGCAAUGCAAUGCUUGGAAGCGGUGUGAGCCCGGGCGUUUUUGAAAUCUGAGUUUCUCUCUCUCUGCAACCUUGUGCCUUUUAAAACUGAAGUUUCUGCUUCACUCUUCUUCUUUUUCCCUCCAAGUUUACCUAGCUGUAUUCCCACUAGGGUGUCAUCAAUUCCAAGCUGUGUGCUUGCUUCUGGUGCUGCCAUAGCUUCGCUGUGAAAAGCGCUGGAGUUUCCUUCCCUCUUGAGCUGCCUUACAUUAAUGUAAUGUGAUGUGAUGUAAUUAAAGGUCUUGUGUGCAUUAAGAAGGGAAGGGGGCCAAGUACACAGCAGAGGAGAGGGUCGGAUAUGUUGAGAAUGAAUGUUGUAUAGGUGGGUGCUGAAAAUCUUUCAUUGUGGAAGCAACAGUUCUCUUCAACAUGUAAGUGGGAAUAUGAGAGUUCCUGGAGAGGAAAUUGUGGCUGCUGCACUCCUCCUUCUGCUGCUGCACUGUUCUGAGUUCUGAUUUGGCUUUGUGUGUUGUCCAAGCCCAAGCUUCUCUUCUUCAAACACACCGCAAGCUAUUAAACUGAGAUCAACCUUAGAUUAACAGCUUGCGGUUGGUCUGGGGCAAGACAAACCAUGGGGCCACGUUUGAACAACCCACUUACCUAAACCAUGGCUUAAUUCACAGCAGCAUGUUUGAAUGGCCUGUUAAGCCCAUUGCUUAGCUCACAGCAGCAGGACAGGGCAGCAGCUGCCAUCUCCCCAGAAAUCCUCAUGGCCAGCCAUAGUUUGACUUAGUGUUACAUGUGAACCAGCUCAGUCAGUUUCCAAGCCCAACUAAAGUGCUGUCAUUAACCUUUAAAGCCCCAAAUGGAUUUGGGCCAGGUUACCUGAAAGACUGACUUCUGUAGCUCUAUGUGCCUAGUCCUUAGGGUCAUCAGAGACCCCUUUCUCCAGGUUUCCCCACCUAAUAAGGCAAGAUGGGUGGUGGCCAGUACAGAGAGAGCCUUUGCAGUGGUGAUGCCCUGAUUAUGAAAUGUCUUCCGAGGGACUUGCGUACCAUGUGCAUUAUGAUCUUUUUGACACCUAUAAUGUUUUAUGCUGUUUUUCAUAUUACAUUGUACUGAUAACAGUCUUUUGAGUUUUUGAUCUGCAUUUUGUAACCCUUCAAUUUCAAGUUUGCAAAUUGGGGAAAGGGUAAUUGCCCAGUGAUGCAGGUAUUCCCAUGUUCAGUCUCUGCUGUCAACAGACAAAGCUUUCAUUGAGGGGGAAAGGGACUGAUUGAAAGUAUCUGCAAGCAAUUGACAAAGCCUGUAGUGUGAUUUACAGAUAAGCAGAUACUUUGAAUCUUCUCAGCUCAGCGGAGCUGUUUUGCAGAAUGCCUCAUGCUGUAUUAACCUGGAGCCUGUAGAUGGUGCUGGUUUGUAAUAGAUGCUGUAACUGUAGCAUGACCCUGUCUGUAAAUUGAGAUGGAUUCAGACAGAGCAAAGUCUCGCCAUCAACCUGUGAUGGUGUUUCGUUCUAAUUUUACUCUUAUCAAGGAAUGGAACUGGGUCAUAUUGAAAGGUAUAACUUCCUCUUAUGCUUUUCGUCAAGCAAACUUUUUCCGCACAGAGACCGCUGAAUUGAUCGGGCUGGAAGAAAUUGUAUGCCAAGCAAGCAAGCAAGCAUUGGGCCACCAGAUGGCACUCUGUGCCUGGAGAACACGGGGAUCACAAGUAUAUUAAGAUAGAAAGAUGUAGCUGUUAAAGAGUGUCCUGGGCAUGAACAGGAAUACUUUGCAUAACCAACUGUUGAGAUACCAGAACUAAAGAGAAAAACAAGCCCAACCAUUUGUGAAUACAGCCAGCGUGGUCCAGUACUCAGCAGAUUGAAUGGGAAGUUUAUGUGUUAGCUUUCCUUCCAUCCCAUUCCUUCCACCCUUCUCCAAGUUCCUUAAGGUCUAGAAAUUUUAUAUCUCCUUGUGUUCCCUCUUCUAUUCCUCCACAAUUAGCCUCUGCUAACCAAACAACUGUGAAGGCAACCAGAAUGGGAUUCCUACCCGAAACUCCUCCUGCAGUUGGGUGCCACAUUUCACGGGCAGUUCCUCCACACAGCUGAUAGGAGGCAAACUUUGCCAAAGCUCGCUUAAGCUGGUCAAAGGACUUUGAGUUUGGGAGAUCAAAUAAAAUGCCUGACCCGAGGACAAGAUAAUUUCAGUAGCUUGUGAGCCCACUUAAUGUAGUCGUACCCUAAGGUGGGUAGGAGAGGGAAUUUCAGCAAAUGUAGCUUGUCAUGCCAGGGACUCCUGCUUAAAUCCCCUCUUCUACACAACUGUUAUAAGGUGUGGGAAUUCUGUUCUCUGCUGUAUGCAGCCAACCUACUAGGGUGGCCACUUGUACCUCUCCAGAAAAGUGGAAAUGCAUAAUAAAAGGAAAAUAUUUGCA
Molecule: messenger RNA, 4860 nt
Organism: Lacerta agilis (Sand lizard)
Lineage: Eukaryota; Metazoa; Chordata; Lepidosauria; Squamata; Lacertidae
Product: von Willebrand factor A domain-containing protein 5A-like
Exons: 19
Coding region: 143-2512 (789 amino acids)
Source: RefSeq, a predicted model, not a curated record